This is a messenger RNA of Protopolystoma xenopodis, 315 nucleotides long. The record is from the annotation of a GenBank genome assembly. Lineage: Eukaryota; Metazoa; Platyhelminthes; Monogenea; Polystomatidea; Polystomatidae.
UCAAUAUGGCGAGAUCGCAUCACUGAGGCCAUUCUCAAGUUGCAGAAGCGACAAGAGCUCUCGCUGCUCAAACGGAAAUGGUGGACGGAGUACGAGAUCUCGGAGCCCUGCGGCGACAGGUCGGAGUCAAGCAAAGAAGGCGAAUCUCUGGGCGUUGAGCAAGUCGGCGGGGUCUUCAUAAUGUUGUUGUUCGGCUUCGUGUUGGCCUUUAUUGUCUCAACAAUUGAGUUUGUCGUCUACCACAGAGGCAGGCCCAACCGAAAGGUCAGUUAUGCAAAUAUGUGUUUCUCUGCGACCUGUCACAGGCAGGUGUGA